AUGACUACACCCAUUCCACAACCACCGCCACUACCUAUAAUCGGCAAUAUCAGGGCUUUGGAUCCUGCAAACCCCACCGAGAGUUUCGUACGCUUAGCAAAAGAAUAUGGCCCUAUCUUUCAAUUGUCAUUUUUUGGCAGGACAAGAUACUUCAUCAACUCAGUUGAGCUGUUGAAUGAGGUUUGUGACGAAAAACGAUUUUGCAAGUCCGUUUCAGGCGCUCUGGAGCAGAUCCGCAAUGGAGUCGGCGAUGGCCUGUUCUCUGCACGCCUUGGAGAACAUAACUGGGAAGUGGCACAUCGCACGCUGGUGCCGGCCUUUGGACCCCUUGGCAUUCAUGACAUGUACGAUGAGAUGUACGACCUUGCCACUCAACUGGUCGCGAAAUGGGCUCGUGGAGGCCCCGAACACAGAAUCAACGUCACAGACGACUUCACACGACUGACACUAGACUCCAUUGCUCUUUGUGCAAUGGGAAAGAGAUUCAACUCGUUCUAUUCGGAGGAAAUGCAUCCUUUCGUCGGCGCCAUGGUUCGGUUCCUGGUCGAGUCUGGGGCGAGAGCCAGGAAGACGAAAGUCGAAGCCUUCAUCAGGAGAGAACCCGAACGGCAGUAUUGGAAGGAUAUCGAGUACAUGAAAAGCGUGUGUAAAGAGCUUAUUGAGCACCGAAGGGCCAACCCCGUCGACAAGAAAGACUUGCUCAAUGCCAUGCUGUUUGGCCGUGACCCGAAAACGAAAGAGAGAUUGACGGAUGAGAGUCUCGUGAACAACAUGAUCACUUUCCUGAUUGCAGGCCAUGAAACAACGUCUGGUCUCCUGUCCUUUGUCACUUAUUACUUGAUCAAGCACCCGGAGGUGUUUCAAAAGGCACGGAAAGAGGUUGACAGUGUGGUAGGAAGGGGCCCUGUGACAGCUGACCACAUCACAAAGAUGCCCUACCUGGAAGCCAUCUUGAGGGAGACUCUUCGUUUGAAUCCUACAGCGCCAGGCAUCUCUAUCACCUCCCAUCCCGAUCAAGGAGAUCAGGUGAUUGGCGGAGGAAAAUACUUCAUUCCCAAGGGUAUCACUAUCUUUUGCAAUUUAUCCUCAGUCGGUCGUGAUCAAAGUGUCUUCGGCGACGAUGCCGAAGACUUCCGGCCAGAACGGAUGUACGGGGAGAACUUCACCAAAUUGCCGCCAAAUGCUUGGAAGCCCUUUGGAAAUGGCGCGAGAGGGUGCAUUGGCCGCCCAUUCGCCUGGCAAGAAGCGCUUCUAGCUCUAGCACUGAUUCUGCAGAACUUCGAUCUGAAACUAGAUGAUCCAUCCUACCAACUGCACAUCAAGAGUACGCUGACCAUCAAACCUGGUGACCUCUAUAUCCACGCCACUCCACGCGAUGGUGUGGAGGUCCUCAACAUCGAGAGGAAACUGUACGAAGGCGUACGCGCCCCGCCACCCCGCCAAGGGUCGCGUGCCGUGAAGGCAGAGCAGGCGGCGUCGGGAAAGCCUCUCCUGGUCCUCUACGGCUCAAAUGCGGGCACGUGCGAGGGGCUGGCUCAGAAACUGGGUCAAAGCGCUGGAGGUCGUGGGUAUGCGGCCAAGAUCCUACCUCUUGACGAUGGCAUCGGCGCAAUCAGCAAGGACGUCCCCGUCGUGAUCGUCACAGCGAGUUACGAAGGAAACCCCCCCGACAAUGCGGACGCGUUCGUGAACUGGUUGAAGGGUGCCGAUUCAUCCAAGAAGCUGCAAGACGUACACUUUACCGUCUUUGGCUGUGGUCACCAUGAUUGGGUGACAACCUAUCAGAGAGUCCCCAAACUCGUCGAGGCCGAAAUGCUCGCCAGAGGCGCGACUAAGAUCGCCGCGCGCGGAGAAUCUGACGUUGCCAAAGGCAGAGUGUUUGACGACUUUGAUUCCUGGCAGGAUGAGCAGCUCUGGCCGGUUCUCGCAGCAGGCACCACGGAUUCCCAACCGAACGACGCACUCGACAUGGAGAUCGACAAGAAUGCCCGUGCCUCGCACCUCCGGCACAACGUGCAGAAUGCUCAGGUGCUGAGAAACGACCUUUUGACGCCGGCUGGGGCGCCGGAGAAGAGAAUCACGGAGUUUCACCUACCAGACGGCAUGCCCUACGAAGCUGGAGAUUACCUCGCCCUGCUGCCCGUCGGCAAUAUCCAGACCAUCUCGAGAGUGCUGAGAAGGUUCGUUCUGCCGUGGGACGCGACCAUGACGCUUCGCAAGGGCGCGCACACCACCAUCCCAACGGAGGUCCCGGUCUCCAUCAUGACCGUGCUCGGCAGCUACGUCGAACUCAACAGCGCCGCGAGCCGCAAGGACGUCGCCACGAUCAACAAGUACGCCAAGGACGAGGAUGUCGUGGAUGAGAAACUCCUCGACGUCCCGCAUCCGCCAUCCGUCCUCCAAGUUCUCGAGCAACACCCAGGGAUCGAGCUCCCCUUCUCCGUCUUCCUGUCCAUGCUCACACCGAUGCGCAUCCGACAAUACUCGAUCUCGUCCUCGGCGCUCCUCGACCCGAGAAAAGUGCGCAUCGUCUACUCGGUCGUCAAUUCCGACCCGCAGCACCUGGGCGUCGCGACCAACUACCUCAAAACGCUGCCCGCAGGCUCGACCGUGCAGGUGAUGAUCAAGAAGUCCCACGCGUCGUUCCACCUCCCGGACGACCUCAAGACACCGAUCCUGAUGCUCUGCGCCGGCACCGGGCUCGCGCCGUUCCUGGGCUUCAUUGAAGAGCGGGCCGCGCGCAUCGCCAAAGCCGGGGUCUCGUCCAGCGACAUCGGCGAAGCCGUGCUGUUUGUCGGCUGUCGCGACCCGGACCAGGACCGCCUGUACGCGGACGAACUCGACAGGUGGCAGCGUGACGGCGUCGUCAAAGUCUACUACGCCUUCAGCCGGAGGCCCGAGAAGUCCGCCGGCUGCAAGUACGCGCAGGAUCGCCUGUGGGCGGAGCGCGACGAGGCCAGCCGCCUGUUCGCUGCUGGCGCCAGGGCUUACAUCUGUGGCAGCAGUGCGCUGGGCAAGGGCAUCGCCGACGUCGUUGCUAAGCUUGUCGUCGCUAAGGCGAAGACCCAGUCCAAGGAGUUGACGCUCGAUCAGGGCCUGAAGUGGUGGGAGGGCCUCAGGGGCGAGAGGUAUGCUGUUGAUGUGUUUGAUUAG
This is a messenger RNA of Exophiala aquamarina CBS 119918, 3153 nucleotides long. RefSeq lists its product as uncharacterized. The record is from RefSeq and is a predicted model, not a curated record. Gene Ontology annotation, molecular function: FMN binding; aromatase activity; heme binding. Gene Ontology annotation, cellular component: cytosol. Bases 1 to 3153 code for a protein of 1050 amino acids. The transcript is spliced from 4 exons. Lineage: Eukaryota; Fungi; Ascomycota; Eurotiomycetes; Chaetothyriales; Herpotrichiellaceae.